Mytilus californianus (California mussel) is the source of this 4846-nucleotide messenger RNA. Its product is annotated as sestrin homolog. Gene Ontology annotation, molecular function: oxidoreductase activity, acting on peroxide as acceptor; L-leucine binding. The transcript is spliced from 11 exons. The record is from RefSeq and is a predicted model, not a curated record. The coding region runs from base 110 to 1744 and encodes 544 amino acids. Gene Ontology annotation, biological process: positive regulation of macroautophagy; cellular response to L-leucine; cellular response to leucine starvation. NCBI's taxonomy places the organism in Eukaryota, Metazoa, Mollusca, Bivalvia, Mytilida, Mytilidae. Gene Ontology annotation, cellular component: nucleus.
AUGAAUUUCAUCAUGGACGUUUUGGUAGCAAGUUAUCAUUUAUAGAGAAAAUUCCCGUGUAAAUCAUUAAAAUUAGCUAUAUUUUCUAACAAAUGACAAAGAUACAUCCAUGGCAAGUGGAGUUAGAGAUGAGGAUUCUCUUCGUCUUGUUCAUUGUUUAUCUACACGGAAUGAGUCUAUACGAAAGCAGGGUCUUAACAUGAUAUCCAAACUGACAGACUCGUGGAUUGAAGGAUAUGGUAGCCCUGUAAACAGUAUAUCUAUGUGCAAUCGUCAGAAAAACGGUAUAUCUAUGAGCAAUGGACAGAAAAAUGGUUCUCAUCCUCUACUGAAGGAACAUUUACCAGACUUUGUUAGAUUGGCAUAUCAGUGUCCUUUUGAAGAUGUGCGGGAAUUUUUCAGCGAAUUGAUAGCAGAAAUUCAGGAAAGAGAAAAUAUAACACUGCCAAAACCUUCCACUUUGGGACCAAGUUACUUCAUACCAAAUAGUUCGAUUAUACCUGUCAACACUACUGAAGAUCAGACACAAAUGGUAUUUAUAGACGCAUUUCUACAAAAUAACAGGCUGGACCAUCUUACUCAAUUGAUGGGCUACCACCCAACUUACUUAGAAAAUUUCCUGCGGACUCAGCAGUAUUUGCUCCGUGGAGAUGGACCUUUACCAUUUCAUUUCAGACACUACAUUGCCAUCAUGGCUGCAUCACGACAUCAGUGUACAUAUUUAAUACACCUUCAUGAAGAAGAGUUCAUCUUACAAAAUGGAGAUCCUGAUUGGUUAAAGGGACCAACUCAUAUUCCAAAGAAAAUUAGGAACCUGUUUGAACUGAACAAAUUAAUGGCACACAGACCAUGGUUGAUAAAUAAAUCUCAUAUUGAAAAAUUAACAAGAGGAAAAGACAAUUGGUCACUCUCAGAAUUAAUGCAGGCUAUAUGUUUAAUGGCACACUUCCAUGCCAUGUGUAGUUUUGUGUAUGGUUGUGGUGUACGGAAUGAGCUGGAUCAUAAUGGAGAGUCAUUACACCGCCGGUUAUCGAUGAGCGAUGAUUCCGAUAGUGACACACAGGGAAAUGAACCAGAAGUAAAAAUAGAAGUUUUGAUGGAAAGGAUGAAAAAAUUAAAUGAAGAUGACAGUGAUGAUCCAACAGAGGAAGAAAGAUUAAAAAGAUUUGAAUCAAUAGAAAAUCAAAGUGUUGAAUUAAUAAGUUCAUCGAUCCCAUCACCUAGAGUAGAAGUGUUAAAAUAUUGUGAAGAUCCUGAGUUCUGCUAUCAGGAUUUUGCUAAACGAGACAAUUUAGACUCUAUACCUACAUUCAGAGCACAAGAUUAUAAUUGGGAGGAGCAUGGAUUCUCAUUAGCUAAUCGUUUAUUAUCCGACAUAGGAAGUAAUUUAGAAGAUCGAUUCAACAUUGCCAUAAAUUUAACAUACUACACAAUGGGGAAAGUGAAAAAUGUUGAUACCAGUGCUUUCAGAUGUGCAAUUUGGAAUUACAUACAUUGCCUUUAUGGCAUCAUGCAUGAUGACUUUAAUUACUCCCAAGUUAACCAAUUGUUAGAUAGGAAUUUAAAAUCAUACAUAAAAACUGUGACAUGUUAUCCCGAAAGACUGACUAAAAAGGAUUAUGACAGUUGUAUGCAGGAAUUCAGACAUUCUGAAAAGGUACAUGUGAACUUAAUGUUGUUAGAAGCCCGGUUACAAGGAGAGUUACUGUAUUCCCUACGAGCAGUGAUGCAGCACAUGACGUGAAAAAACAAUCGAACAAUGUAUCUAGUCUUAUGGCCAAUGGUGCAUUGUGGGUAGUGGCCAUUUUUCUGUGAUAGUCUUUCAUUAAUAAGUGAUACUGUUUUUAUUUGUUGUGACUGUAUUUAAGUGUCUUGUAGAUUAUUUGAACUAAUGAACAGGGGAAAUCUAUUAAAUUUUUCUGAAUUGAUGUCAAAAUUUAACAAAUUUCAGUUUUCUAUUUACUUAUUUCAUUUUUUCAUCAUUGAUUCGAUCAUAAUUUCCAUUUUGAAUUAAGUUGAAUAGCAAUGUCAAGGACAUUUUCAAUAGAAAAGUUGUAUGGAAUAAUGUUCAGUAAUAUAAAUUUUCUGUCGUCUGCUACUACAUUUUUUGUACUACUUUUUGUUUACCUUUCUUAGCAAAAAUGUUUUAUCAAAUGAAGAAAUCUUGAUUAGUUCCAGGGAGGAUAGAAAUUUUAAAAUACAAAAAUUGGGAUGAUCCUGAUUUAUAGUUCAUUUAAGCUGCAAUUGGGAAUGUAUGUUUUUGUUGAAAAUGGUUCGUGAAUGAUGUUGAACAUGUUAUACGAAAUGAGAUUAGCCAUUUUUUUUGGGCAAAAUCUGUUCAAACACACAAAGCAUUAGAGUGAUGUUAUGAUUGUAAGAUCUUUGCUAGUUUUAUGGCAAUGAUAAGGGUAGAUUUAGUUUUCAUUAUGAGAUUGUGACUGAACAGCAUUUCAGUAGUGAACAAACUUUAAUAUUGUAUGUGGAGCUUUUGAGAGGUCAACAUUGUCAAAGUCAUGUUUUUACGACGAGUUAGUACAUUGUGCCACUAAGUUGUCAGUUUGUUAAACAGUAUUAAUUCAUUUGAAAAAGACGAUAUACAUAGUCAAGAUUUUUCUCAGGGAUGUUUUUUUUCGAUAAGAGAAAAGUUAUUGACUUUCGGCCUUUACUUUAGAUAUGCUGUAAAUGCAAAUAUAAAAGAAAAAGAAAUGCAUAGAUAGUUCAGUUGACUAAAUCAAAAAUUACUUACAAUGUAAGUUAACAUUCUCUUCUUGUGAUGUAUUUUUGUUUUAUAACAAGUUUUGUUUUCGUUAUUUAUUAACCUUACAUUUUUCAAAAAUGCAAUUUGCUUAAAUGUUUGAACCCGUUCUUGUAGUGCUUUUAUCGAUAAAAAUCCAUAUUACCUUGAAGCUAGUUUAAGUCAAAAAGCAUAAUUCUGAAUAUUGGUGCAAAAAAGGAGUCAAGUCUUCCUGGAAUACAAAAAAAAAUGUUUGCCAAAAGUUCAAUUUUGUUCAGAAAAAUCAUUUUUAAUAUUGUUAUUAGAAGAAAAAAGAUGAUUUUAAUUCUGAAUAGGAAGUUUUAUUUUCAAAAAGUUUAAUUUAUAUAGUUGCAUAUAGUCCUUCAUUUGAAAAGAUGAUACUAUCUUGAUUUGAUCAAGACAAAAAGUGCUGAUAAAAAACGUCAAAAUAUCACUUUUUAUAUUGUUGAACAGUAUUAAUGCAAAAUUAGGAUAAUUGAAGAGUGCUUAUAAAAAAAUGAGAUUAAUAGAGUCUAAUUUUGCGUUUUUGAAUAGCGUACGGGUAUGGUUAAUGUAAUCGAAUGUAAUUAAUUACUGAUUAUUACAUCAUAACAUUCAUUGAAUUCAAAUACAUGUACAUGUAUGUUCAUUCCGUCGAUCAAAUAUUAAUAUCAUAUCAUAGUCAUUCAUACGAACAUGUAAAUAAUAACAGUCAAUAAUUGUUGGGCAUUGAAUGAUAGGUACCCUAUGUUUAUGUUACGGAAUCGUAGAUCUGUAUAUGGGGUUGAAGCCAUCUCAAAGUUGAAUGUGAAAAAUGAUGCAAGCAUUGAAUAUUCAUGAUAAAUAGAUUUAAAAGAUUUUAAAAGAGGCGCAAACAUGCUUCAGGAUAGAAACAUGAAAGAGAAAGAAUUAUCAUUGCAAAUCAGGUUUUGCUUGUAAUUAUUGCUUUUUAAACAUUUAAAUGCAAUUUUAUCAUGUUUAUAGGUUGAAAGAAUUAAAUCUGCAUGUAUUCAAGGCUUUCAUCAGUUUUCAAUUGACGUUUAAGAUGUGUUGAGACCCUGGUUAAGUUAUUGAAAUUAGAGUAACAUAAAUUAAAUAACAGUGCUAAAAAGAUGUGAAAAUAUAUUAUAAUAAAUGUAUAUUAGAGAUCCUUUACUUACAUAAUAUAUGAGAAAGUAAUUAUUAAGAACUUCUUGAACAAAUCCAGGAAGUAAAACUAAAUAAGAUCAGGAGCUUUUUUGUGUUUUUUCAAUGUGGCCUUGUAUAUUGCCUUCCAUACACUUGAAAGAAUUAGGCUUUUUGCUAUUAGUACCUUUUUGGCAUUGCAGCUUAAGAUUUUUUCAUAUGGCCAUAUGGAAAAGUACAGAUUUGCCCUGAAAUAAAUAUUUUAUUGCUUAGGGCUUUGCUGCAAGAUGAAAUCUUGCCUAUAUCUACAGCAAAUUGCUGUACAGUAAUAUCUAUCCUUUUGGUAAUUCUUCAUAUUAAAACGAUGUCAUUUUGUGUAAAAAAUCAGGCCAUUAUGGCGUAACAUGCCUUUGAACAAUCAAAAACAUGGAAUCGUAUGGCAAGUGGUUAAUUAUUUAUUGUUAAAUAUUUACAUGUAAAUUUGUACAUGGUUGUUGUUUGUUACUAGAGUAGGAAGUUAUUUUUUCAAAGAAAAAAAAAAACAAAAAACAAAUGUGCCAAGCAUUUCAUCUCUAACAAGUUUCAUGUUUAUGACAAAAAAUAUAACAAAUUUUCACAAUAUAUACUUCAGUAAACAUUAGUAAACUUUAUGUAGGUACAAAAUGUUCCUGUGCAUGCUUUUGAAUACAAAAUUUUAACUUUUAAAAAAGAAACUACAUGUAAAUUUAAUGUAUUUUUCAAUGCUAUUGGCACAUUUGGUAAAUAGAAAAAAAAAGAAAAAGUAUCAGACUCUGAAAAAAAAAGUAAAGAGAAAAUAGAAUCAACCAGCAAAUAGGUUCCAUGUAAAAGAUAAUAAUAUUUUUGUGUGAAAUGUUGACCUGACGUUAUAUAUGAAACCAACUUAACUGAUGAACAUUUCUAUUUAUUAUACUAAAACCUUUUCUAUAUUGUGAUAAUGAAUGUUGAAAUAAAAAAAAUUAUUUGAAA